Messenger RNA from Sinocyclocheilus grahami, 1065 nucleotides. RefSeq names its product oocyte zinc finger protein XlCOF26-like. The transcript has 2 exons. Gene Ontology annotation, biological process: regulation of transcription by RNA polymerase II. Lineage: Eukaryota; Metazoa; Chordata; Actinopteri; Cypriniformes; Cyprinidae. Bases 6 to 1013 code for a protein of 335 amino acids. Gene Ontology annotation, molecular function: RNA polymerase II cis-regulatory region sequence-specific DNA binding; DNA-binding transcription factor activity, RNA polymerase II-specific. The record is from RefSeq and is a predicted model, not a curated record.
UAAAGAUGGAGUUUAUUAAAGAGGAGAUUGAAGACAUGAGUGAUCCAGAACCAUCCAGAAUAAAACAUGAAGAUACUGAGGAACAAACAGACCGGAUUGAGAUGAAAGAGCAAAAACAAAAACCGAAUGAAGAGGAGGAGAAACACUGUGACUUCAAAACUCAAAGAACAAAGGCCAAAAAACUGCACAACUGCUCACAGUGUGAAAAGAGUUUCUCACAAAAAGGAAACCUUGAAAGACACAUGAGAGUCCACACUGGAGAGAAACCAUACACAUGCCCUCGGUGUAGAAAGAGUUUUUCACAACUGGACACUUAUAAACAGCAUCAGAAAACACAUGAUGAAGUGAAAGAUCACGUGUGUUUGGAUUGUGGGAAGAGCUUCGCUAAAGUUAGCCGUUUGAAACUGCACCAAAUGAUUCACACUGGAGAAAAACCUCACAAGUGUUCAUAUUGUGACAAGAGUUUCACUCAGGCAGGAACCAUGAGAAUACAUGAGCGAGUUCACACUGGAGAGAAGCCGUAUCACUGUACUCAGUGUGAAAAGAGUUUCAGAUAUAGAAGUGAUCUCAAUUAUCAUCUGCUCGUUCACUCUGGAGAAAAGCCGAUUACCGGUGAUCAGUGUGGUAAUGAUUUUCUGAAAGAACACACGAAAAUGCAUACAAAUGAAAGGCCUUAUGCAUGUUUUUAUUGUGGAAAGAGUUUUACUCAGCUGGGUCAUUGUAAACAGCACCAGAAAAUACACACCGGUGUGAGAGAUCAUGUGUGUUGUGAGUGUGGGAAGAGCUUUACUAAAGCUGACCAUCUGAAACGGCACCAAAGAAUUCAUACUGGAGAAAGACCUUACAAGUGCUCAUAUUGUGACAAGAGUUUCACUAAGUCUGGAGGCCUGAAAGCACAUAAGCGAGUUCAUACUGGAGAGAAGCCGUACUACUGCCCUCCCUGUGAGAAGAGCUUUAGAUAUUUAAAAAGCCUUAAAAGGCACUUGAAAAAAUGUCACACAUCGUCACAGUGAGCAACAUUUUUAUGUCAAAAUAGUCAAGUAAAGAGAUAAACAAAAUAUGAAG